Messenger RNA from Poeciliopsis prolifica (blackstripe livebearer), 3736 nucleotides. It is a transcript of the gene luc7l3, whose product is annotated as LUC7-like 3 pre-mRNA splicing factor. Lineage: Eukaryota; Metazoa; Chordata; Actinopteri; Cyprinodontiformes; Poeciliidae. Gene Ontology annotation, cellular component: U2-type prespliceosome; U1 snRNP. The transcript is spliced from 10 exons. The record is from RefSeq and is a predicted model, not a curated record. Gene Ontology annotation, molecular function: mRNA binding. Gene Ontology annotation, biological process: mRNA splice site recognition. Bases 147 to 1592 code for a protein of 481 amino acids.
UUUUCGUAGACGAGCCGUGAGCGGGCGUUGUUGCUGCUACAGCGUCUGCCAUUUUGGUUAGAACUACUUAGCGUUGUGCUUGGCAUAAAUAGGCUCCGCGGGAUACACAGCGGUACUCCUGGAGAAGGCACCGCAAUUCCAUCAAAAUGCUGUCUGCAGCCCAGUUACUCGAUGAGUUAAUGGGCAGAGACAGAAACCUGGCCCCUGAUGAGAAGCGCUCCAACGUGCGAUGGGAUGACGAAAGCGUUUGUCGAUACUAUCUGUGUGGCUUCUGCCCAGCGGAGCUAUUCACAAAUACACGUUCUGACUUGGGUCCCUGUGAGAAAAUCCAUGAUGAAAAUCUAAGGAAACUGUACGAGAAAAGCUCUCGGUUUAUGAAAGAAGGCUACGAGCGAGAAUUUCUGCGGUAUCUGCAGUCUCUCCUGGCGGAAGUGGAGCGGCGGAUUCGUAGAGGACAUGCUCGGCUUGCACUCUCCCAAGCUCAGCAAAAUGCAGGGGGCCCAGGUCCAACUGGAAAGAAUGAAGAGAAAGUUAAAGUUCUAACAGAGAAGAUAGAAGACCUGGUUUUACAGAUUGAGGAACUGGGGUCGGAAGGCCGCGUGGAGGAGGCUCAGGGAAUGAUGAAGCUGGUAGAGCAGCUGAAGGAGGAGAGGGAGAUGCUGAGCUCCACCCCCUCGACUAUUGAGAGCUUUGCUGCUCAGGAGAAACAGAUGGAGGUGUGUGAGGUGUGUGGGGCCUUCCUCAUCGUGGGUGAUGCACAGUCCCGGGUCGAUGACCACUUAAUGGGCAAACAACACAUGGGCUACGCAAAGAUAAAGUCUACUGUAGAGGAGCUUAAGGAAAAACUCCGACGUCGCUCUGAAGACCCUCAAGGCGAGAGCCCUGCUGUCAAACGGGACAGAGAAGAGCGAGAGCGCGAGAGGGAGGAGCGGGAGAAGAAGCGCAAAGAGGAGGAAGAGAAGGAGAAGGAGCGGGAAAAGGAGAAGGAACGGGAGAAAGAGAGAGAACGGGAGAAAGAGAGGGAGCGAGACAGAGAACGGGAGCGAGAGCGGGACCGCGAGAGACGGGCCAGGCGAAGUGACUCCAACAGCCGCCACUCCAGCAGAACGUCGGAGAAGAGGCGGAGCAGAUCCCGCGACCGCCGGAGGUCUAGAAGCCGAGACAGGGAACGGAAGCGCAGCAGGAGUCGUGACAGAGAGAGGAGGCGCAGUCGUGAGCGAGCUGACAGAAAACGUCGCUCCCGUAGUCGCGACAGGAGGAGGUCGCGUAGCCCGGAGCGCAAGUCUCACCGCCAUCGCAGCCGGAGCCGCAGCAAGGACAGAGACAGAGAAAGAGACCGAGAUAAAGACAAGGAUAGAGACAGAAACAGAGACAAAGGAAAGGACAAAGACAAAGAGCGGUCAUCAAAAGAAAAAGACCGUAAGGCGACAGAGGAGAAGAGCAGCUCUAAGAAAGAAAGCGACGCAGCCACCGUUAAGGCUUCGUCGGAGUCGGAACCGAUGCAGACCGAGGCUGCCGCCUCCUCCUCCCCCCCUCUGCUUAACGGCCAGCAAGAGCUCCUCCAAUCUGAAGGUGACACUCAGUCCAAUUAAAACUGAUCUGAUAGGACCUCAGAUCAGGCUCAGGUAAGUGCGUCCUCGUCUUCACUCCCCCUGGCUCUCAACCUUCCCUCUCACACUCUCUCCCCUUUCCUUCAGUCCUCCCGCCUCCCUUCCACCCCUCCGUAUCUGCCCCUUCGGUUUCCCACGCUGUUUAUGUUCAGUUCAAUGCCUAUGAUUCUUUUUUUUUUUUUUCUUUGUCGUAUGUACUAUAUGCAAAUAUCUUUAUCCUGUUUUUGAUUAGUGCAUCGUAAGUAUGCACUGAAGAUGAAGGACUAGGCCCGAUGAAUGAGAAGAAAGUAGAAAACAUUCACACAAAGCCAAGAGGGAAAGGCCAGUGUAGCCCUGAGCAAACAUGCCCAGAGGUACCCCUCGUUUUGUAUCAGUUUUUGAUCCUUACAGAUGUUUAAUUUCACUCUGUGGAAGAAAUGACAGAUCCAGUCAAAUUUCUCUAGCUGUAUAUACAUGUUUUACCUUUUUUAUUAUUACUUUUCAUUACAUUUUUUUCUUACUCUGAAACAGGAAAACGUAGUAAUUGCUGUUUGUCCAUUCAGGGAGGAAAUUUAAGUGGCUGUGUUUUCUACAUUUUCAGAUUUUACCUUUGGGAAUUUGCCCAUUUUCCAGCUUACUGUGCCUGAUAAUGCCAUGCACUGUGUUUUUUUGGGGGGAGGGGGGUUACAGCACCUGGGUGGGGGGGUCUUAACAAUACUAACUGGAGGUGUAGGGUUUAUCGGAUGAAUUGCAGCUGACUUCUAUACCUCACACAGCGUUGGUGUUGUGAGCGAGACCCACAUGAGAAAAAGGGCAAAUUAAAAAUCUUGGAUACUCUCUGACUGUCAAACUGUGCAGGUACUCACCCCAGGUACUCCUUUCUCUACCCACAUCCAUUUCUGAAUGCUGUUGCCUGUCUAAGAAAAAAAAAAAGAAUUAGUUAUACUUCUUUUAGAACAUGUAUCCAUCAUGUGCAUAUUUUUAAUUGUCUGAUUUGCUGCUGUAUUUGGUAACAUGUUGGGGGAAGAAGAGUUAUUUGAAUGAACAAUCUGAGACGACCUUCAUGUCCUUUUGCCAUUGGCUGAAAUUGCCACAGACUUGUCCACCGUAUUAUUAUCAUUAUGCUCAUAAUUCUCCAUCAUCUCAGGCAUAUUUCCACUUUGGCGAAAGGAAUACUAUAUUGGUUUGUCUUUAAAAUAAUGCUAAGUUUUUAUAGAUAUGAAGCAGAUAAAAUAUACCAAAGUAGCCAAAUGUAUUCAAAACCUGCAGUGUUCAUGCUAGAAAUCUGAAUUAUUUGGUUUAUAGUCUGUUAAUGGGGCCAUCAUUUUCCCCCCCACAAAAAAAUAAAAAAUAAAAAAAUACCAUAUUUGACCAGCAGAUAAACAUUUGCCUGCAUAGCUGGUUGUCUUUGCUACAAGCCCAUGUUGUGGGACCCUUGCUAACAUUGUUUGUUGUGGCCGUUUUGCUCUGCAGGGGAAAAGCUGGAAUGUCUUGUGGAGGAAAAAGCUGAAGAGCAUGCCCACCUUUACCCUGAACCUGACUUCGCUGCUUACAAACAAGGUGAACCACAGAUGUGUAGGGGGUUAUUUGAUAAAUAACCAUGACAUGAAAUAUCUCAAUGAUGAGAGAGGGUUAAUUACUUUGAUCUUUUUUUUUUGUGUUUGUUUAAUUGGCUGGAUAAAAGGCAGUUGUGGUUCAUCUCAUAUUCAUCUGAUUCACUGGUAAUAGAUGGCAGCCAGAUAUCACAUGGAAAGUGUAGAAAAAGUUCUUAAUGAGCUUUUUUGUUUUGUUUUGUUGAAAAUCUUUACACAUCCUAUGUUUCUUGGAAUCUAGUAGAAAUUGAAUAAAAACAGUGCUCGUGGUUUGUACUCAUUUGUCAGGUUCAACUUCUGACCUCCUUUUUAUUUAAAAAAAAAAAAAAGGAAAAAAAAGACCUCAGUUAAAAGCGUAUGUACAAUGUAAGAUUCGUGGCAGGGAGUGUUUCUUUCCUCCUCCACUUUGAGCUCAUGGCUAUUGCUCUUGUCCCAUAAAUGUAAAAUAUUUUCAUUUUAAUUCUCAUCUGAAGCUCUUCAUAAUUCAAGAUUUGUUUAAAUUUCGCCUUGCUUUUAAUGUACAUGUUGUCAUGUUAAAUUAAAAGGUAAAAUCUC